CACUGAUGAUAAACGGGUCUGCCUUAUCACAGAAACCUGCUAGAACUGCCAAGAAAGUUUAAUAUUUAUCUGUUUAUGCUCAACAAGGUUAAUAUUUCUGUACUAAAUUGGCUUCCUAAAGUUGUUUGUAUUGCCUGUUUGGUGGUGAGUUGUAAUCUAUGAUGAGGUCAUGAGGAGGCAACUGCUGCUGAAAUAAAAAGUCAAUUAUGGCUAUGCGAGAAGUCAAACUCUGCUUGCUGGGGGAUUCUGGAGUAGGAAAGUCCAGCAUUGUGCAGCGUUUUGUUUGUGAUUCAUACCAAGACUCUAUUCCUCCAACUAUAGGUGCAUCAUUCAUGUCCAAAACAAUAUCCGUGGGAGAAAAAUCAUUCAAAUUCCAAAUCUGGGAUACUGCGGGUCAAGAAAAGUAUCGUGGUCUCGCCCCGAUGUAUUAUCGAGGAGCAGCAGCUGCCGUUAUCGUGUAUGACAUCACGAGUCAGAUCUCUUUUGUAAAGGUCAGGGAUUGGAUACGAGAACUCCAGCAGCACGGCCCAGAGAACAUAGUUAUAGCCAUCGCAGGGAACAAGUUUGACAUGGCUGACCUUAGAGAAGUGGAGACAAGAACAGCCAUGGACUAUGCACAAGAUAUCGGAGCUGUGUUCACAGAAACAAGCGCCAAAACAGCUGAAAAUAUUAAAGAUUUGUUCCUCAAAAUAAGUGAGCGGUUACCUGCAGAGUCUGUCUUGCCGUACAACUCUACAGACACAGUUCAGCUUAGGAGACAAAGGACACAGCCAAAGAAGAGGAGUUGCUGUUUAUAUUAACACCGAAUACACCGCACCUGUAAUGUCAGCAUCUAUAUUCUCAAAAUGUGUGCGUACCGAACUUUACUGCCACUCAAAUGUAUCUUUUUAACAUGAGGUCGGAACUGAAUGUUAAAGUUUGAGGGAUCCCGCUGUCAUCAGGUAAUAUAAAGCUUGACAAUCACACGUCUCAUGUGAGAGACUUUUGAUGUUAACUAUUUCAUCCUGGGUCCAACUUCAUAGAGACAAUUUGGCUGACCAAGUUUGUGCUAAGCAAGAAUAGGCAGUAAACCAGUCAAAGUUGGUGCAUGUGACGUGUUUUUUGGGCUGGUAACCUGGUAAGCAUGAUUUUGUUGUGCUGAUACCCCCAUCGAACUGAACUUUUUCUCACUAUGUUUUGAAGAAUGUGGUCUUGUUGUUAUUCACAUUUAACUCAACUAUCGCGAUCCCCACUCGCGGCGCAUAUUACUAUUGUCUUGAACCGAGACUACAUUUUUCAGAAUGUAGUGAGAACGAGUUCGGUGUGAUGGGGGUAGUAGCUAGUUUUUGUGCUUAGGCAGCUCUAUGAAGUUUGGCCCUUAGGUAGUUCAUCCUAUAGGUCAUUGAAAGAAUCAACGGUCCCUUCAAAGUUUGAACUGCCUACAAUAAAUGAUGGAUCAAAGAUAAAAAGUGAUUUAAAAUUAUGCAAUUAGAACAGACCUCGAAGUAUCCAUAAAAAUGACGUUUUAGGAGAAAUUGUCUGUUUCUACAGAUAUUUUUUUGAAAAUAAUAUAAUAAUAAUGAGGACAUUUAUAAUGCGCAAAAACAUACCCACCCAAGGUAUUCUCAAGGCGCUAACAAGAAGAAAAGUAUAAGUUUUUUACUGCAUUGUAGACAUAAUGGCGAUUGUUCUUGUACAUAUACUUUGCAUGCUCUCAAAUCAAAAUUAAGAACAGUAUUAUCAUGGAGGAAGGAAGAGAAGGAGUUCGAACGAAGGGACUUCAAAAGUCAAACCUCGUAAUCACCCACAAACCUUACACAAACAAUGGGCGACCUGGCGUGUGUGAGUUUGCGUGUGCGCACUUGGUUUUCACCAAACUAUGGGGUCGUAUGUUGUAUGGAUAUAAUAAAGUAAAACUACUUUUUUUUAAACGCGAUAACAUUUUUGGACGCUAUCGGACACCUAAACGAUGAACACAAUUGAAUACCAACCACCCUUGGUGCUUAUACCCAAAUUCUGACCCACCGCUAGUGACCGGAAAGUUGCAAAAAAUGUAAAAAUAUGCUAUGAUAUUUCCAUGAAAACACCACAAAC
Asterias rubens (European starfish) is the source of this 2073-nucleotide messenger RNA. Its product is annotated as ras-related protein Rab-22A-like. The record is from RefSeq and is a predicted model, not a curated record. Lineage: Eukaryota; Metazoa; Echinodermata; Asteroidea; Forcipulatida; Asteriidae. Gene Ontology annotation, molecular function: GTP binding; GTPase activity. The coding region runs from base 207 to 800 and encodes 197 amino acids. The transcript is spliced from 6 exons.